AUGCCCUCUGAUCUCGAGAAGCUUUCUGCUUACAACGAUACGCUUGCCGAAAGGCAGACCGCUAAAGACGACGUGCAAGACUACGCUCGCGCCCUCUGGUACCAAAUACAAUGGGAGAACCUGCUUGUGCCAGCGCCGUCGGCCAUUUCUAUCUUCGGCCGUCUGACCAUGGUUGCGAUUGCCGCCAAAUUCAACCUUGUUACGCCGACCAACACCGGAAAAUUCAAGUACAUCAAGGACACCGACUUCCGGGCUACCAUUGUCCAACUUGUGAAUGCCGGCGUGCUCGCAUUUUCCAAGAGUUAUACGAACAUGGACGCUUUGGGCAAGCACUGUGUCAACCUCCGAAUUUCCGUUGGCGAUGUCAUGGCGCUCGUGAUGGAGCAAGACAUGGAGGGCCUGUCGCCCAAGGAACGCGCCGAGACCAUUAUCAGGAACCUGGGCCCGAUGGUCAAGCGCAUCGAGGAGUCCACAACCAAAUGUUCCGAGGCGGUCACCGAAUCCGCCGAACGCUUCAUGAACCUGCUUCUACUCUCUCAGGAAAUCUACGAGGCGACGACGGCAACCCACGGCGCGGCCGAGAAGCGUCAGAAGGAAAUCGAGCUCGCGGCUCAGGUGAUCAAUGCGAAGAUCAAAGGCGCCUCAGAAGCCAGGGCACAGCAGAAGAAGUUCACUGAUGACAUGAAGAAGUACGCUGACAAUGCUGAGAAGCGUUUCAACGAUAGUGUGGACAAGAUGCCUUCGCCUAUGGGAUUGAUCGGUAUGCAGAUGGCGCAAAAGCUCACGGACCUUGCCGUCAUGGGCGGCCACAUGAUGAUACAGAAGCAGCUCACUAUGGGCCAGAUGGCCGCGGGCACGGCGAACGACAUCGUCAGCAGCGCCGCCAAAAACAAGAUCUCGGAGAAGCCUGGCGAAAAGCCGUCGGGCGAGCAGCCUGCCGCGCCCUCGAAGCCGGCCCUCACCGUCGAGGACCUGGACGAUCCCGUAUUCGAGAACGCGGACCGGCUCCGCGACGCGCUGAUCGCGCUCAAGCACGUUCUCAUGAGUGGCCAGGGCGGUGGCGUAAAUUGGGACGACGUCGCGGCCGCGGCCGGGAAGAAGACGAGCUUGGCAUACGCCACCUCGGAACUUGACGAGCUCUCGUCUGCCGCGUAUGGCAAGUUUAAGCUAGCUAAGGAGGCGAAGGAUAUCUCUACUGCGGCCCUCGAGGUUGCGAAGGAGCUUAAGAAGCUUAACGACGAUCGUAACAAUUCCCGCGUGGAUGAGAUCGUAACGGAGGUCAAGACGCUCGCGGCUCGUUCGGACAAGCUGGCUACCAGCGUUUCGACGAAAGCCGGCCAGCCGCCGAUGCAGCAGCCAUGCCAAAUUACACCUCCUCAACUCCCUCCCGUCGGCAAGGGCGAUGAUUCGAUCAUCAACCUCGCUGUGAGCAAUGCGCAGUUCCAGGUGACCGCCACCCAGGCCCAGGCUACGGCGUCGAGGGAGGCGUACGAGAAAGCGAACCAGAGCAUGCUCGAUCUGACGAAACAGCUCAACGAGUUCAUGGGCGAGUUGAACAAGCUCGACAUCGAAAAGAUCGAUUGGGCCAAGAUACAGGCGAUCCUUUUCCAGACCGUCCAGUACCUCGCCGAGCUGUGCAACAUCCUCCAGCGGCUCUCCGAGUUCUUCGAGACGAUCAAGAAUUCGGUCGUCAUCACGCUCGCGACGGCCUUCAAGACGUUCACCGAGACCGUUCGGGGAGAAAGGCCCAACCCUCAGCUAGGUGGAAUGCACUUCAGCACCUGGGCCCAGAAAGUUCUCCUGAAGCAAGCGAUCUUCGCCGCCAAGGUCGAGUACGUCAUGUUCAGGAUCGCCAACGCGUACACGAAGAUGUACCAGCAACACAUCGCUGAUGGUAUGACCAUGCUCUCCAAGAUGCCACCCGUCGCGAGCGAGUCGGGCAACACCCGAGCUGCGCUCGAAGCGGACGCUGCGAAGCUGCAGGACUGGUGUGAGGAGGCUCAGCGUGGUAUGCGCUCUAUACUCCAAGCGGAACUGGAUAGCUUCAACGAAGAGAUGGAGGCGCGCUCCCAAGCGUUCGAGGCCGCUUUCGGGAAAAUCUUGCCCCCGCCGGCCCCGGAGACGCGCAAGGCCAUUGAGGAGGCGAAAACGGAGGCCGUCGCCGAGGCCGCGGCCACCAUCACAGCUGUCAAGCCCAGCUACAAGGCGGCCAUGUCACUGUUCUAAGAAGUUACGCGCGUUACCAUGAACCUGUAGAAUAUGUAAUGUAUGAUAAUUGGCCUCGAUGAAUGCC
Punctularia strigosozonata HHB-11173 SS5 is the source of this 2293-nucleotide messenger RNA. RefSeq lists its product as uncharacterized. Bases 1 to 2226 code for a protein of 741 amino acids. The record is from RefSeq and is a predicted model, not a curated record. NCBI's taxonomy places the organism in Eukaryota, Fungi, Basidiomycota, Agaricomycetes, Corticiales, Punctulariaceae. The transcript has 17 exons.